AAUAAACAUAUUACAGACAAGUAGCCUAAACGUCCACAUAUUUUUGACCAUACGGUGCAGCUGAGAUUGCAGUUCCUCUGCCACACGCUGGAUGGCGCUAUUAUGCAUAUUCCACUGGUCCAACACGAAAAUUCACCUCGUAAGAAACACGAAUGCACUUCACUAGUUCCGCAAAGAAAAAAAAACAGCUAAUGCAGUCCUGCUUUACAGGCAAUAUCUGACAUCGAUCAGUGAUCACCCGUAGGGCUGGAAACUGGCAUGUGUUCGGCAGUGUUGAAGCUUAACGUAGCCUGCAUCAGCAGCGACCAGUGAGACAGCGUCUGAACAGAAGAUAUGCGCAGGGUGUGAAUGUGCCGAUAGCCUGGUAGCAACCUCACCGGUUUGUGUUGUGGUGGUGAUGGAGAACAUCGAGGAGUCUGCGCCCCUCCGGAUCACCCCUACCGUCCGGGCGCUGAGCUCCGCACUACGGGGUAAGCGUGAAAAUGUCCCCGAUUCCAGCCGGGAAAACGGCGACAGGUUGUUCCCUGAACCGGAGAAGCUUUGGUUCAAGGAGAGCAGCGCUAAAAACCUGCGGAACAGGGACUUCUUGUCGCCGACCACGAUGCUCAACACGCUGUAUGCGGACGGACAGAUCCCACCAGCAGUGAUGUCCAGGGUCCUGUCCCUCCGUGGCAGUGGGGUUCUCCCUGUGGCUGGUGGGGAGGUAAUGGGUGAGGGCUUGAGGGUGAGGGUGGACCGGGCCGCAGCAUUCAGAGCUGUCCUGGCAGACGCAGCUACAGAGUACCUGAAGCCCUCAAGUCAGAGGCAAGGCUGUGUGGUGCUCAACUGCCCUGCGCUGCACUCUAAACCCAACACACCCACUCCUGAUACACUGACUCUGGGCCAGCUGAGGACUGUUCUGUUGGCUGACCACAUGGGGGCGCUGUUGAAGAAGACAGGGGUGAGUCAAUAUGCAGUGUCCUAUUGCCCCACACUUCCCGAAGACAGCGACAUCAUCACCUUUCUCCAAGCUCUGGGCAUUGAUUGGCCGACAGCUCCAGCCAACUGGACCAAUGAGGAGCGUGAGGAGAAGAUUCAGGAGGCGCUGGAGAACUCUCCAUAUAAAGAGAGAGAAACCGAGAGAGGCAGGAGGACCAGCGGAGGGGGAGGAGGAGGAGGAGGAGGAGGAGGAGGAGGAGGAGGAGGAGGAGGAGGAGGAGGAGGAGGAGGGAGGAAGGCGGAGGAAGGGGAGAACGAGGAAGCGCUCAGGGUCAACCUGAAACGAGUGUUCCAGGAGGAGGGGUUGCUGGGAUACGACCCCAGCCUUGGCACCUGUACAGUGCACAGAGACAGUGUUUCCCACCUGGCGCAACUGGACCGAGCCACUGCCGACUGCACAGUAGCCAUGGCAACAGCGUUACAUGUGACUUCCUGUCAAGAUGAGUUCCGCCAGCAGCAGAUAGCGGUGCUGUGGAGAGCCAGUGGAGCGACACACACACAGAGACAUCUGGUGUGUGGGCCGGUGAAGACUCCUGGUUCUCACCUCACUGCUGCACAGUAUCUGCAGCUGAGAAGAGGUCAGAUGAAGGAGGCCUCAGAGAUGAAGUAUGGAGAUCAAGUAGAAGGUCAGACGUGGGAUGACAUCAUCAGGGUCAUGACCUCUGCCACUGUCAGAUUUGAGCUGCUGUCAACGGUCCACACCAGUCCUGUGACACUGGACGUCCAGAGGGAAGGGGGCGUGUCCACCAAAGGGCCGAGAGGAGGCGUGUUUGUGAUGUAUAACUGCGCCAGACUGCACACUCUGUUCGACAGCUACGAGAGAGGAGUGGAGAAGGGUCUUUACCCAGAAAUCCCUGACGGCUCCCAGCUAGACUUCUCUGCUCUGAAAGAAGAGGGCGAGUGGCUUCUCCUGUUCAAUUACCUCAUUCCAUUCUCCGAGCUGCUGGACCAAUCAGGACAAGCGUUAGACUGUGAAGGGGGAGGGGCCAGAGUCAAUAUUAAGACUGAACAGAUCUGUAAAUUUCUCGUGUCUCUCAGUAAAGACUUCAGCUCGUACUACAACAGAGUCCAUGUGCUGGGGGAGCCGUUGCCUCAUCUCUUCAACCAGAUGUUUUGUCGUCUGCAUCUGUUGAGAGCGUUGAGAGAGCUCUACCACAGCGCCCUGGACACCCUUAACCUUCCCCCCAUCAGGCAACUAUAGCCUUGACAUAAUUUACUCAUCCUGGGAUCUCUGUUGGCGCUGCCUCCCCACCCACCUCACACAAACACACACAUUGGCAUAUGUUUUGCCAUUGUAGCUUCAUCACGUACACACUUCCUUUCGCAGUGAAAAUGUAUUCAACUAAGACACACUCCCUACAGCACAGUCUGUGGCCAGUACAGUCGAUCAUGAGGUUGUUUUACAUGUCCACUGUCAGAUUACUGUAGCUGGACAUACUGGUAAAAUAUCAUAAAUCAAGUGAUGUGAUGUCAGUUAAAUCUCAACUCUGGACAUUGAGUUGAGUUUGAUCCGGGCAGAUUGGUUUUCCUGAGCUGUUUGUAUGUUAAAGUACUCUCAUGUGUUUCUUACUGAGCGUUAGAGGAGAAGAUUGAUACCACUCUGAUGUCUGUACAGUAAAUAUGAAGCUACAGCCGGUUAGCUUAGCAUAAAGACUGUACGCAGGGGAAACAGCCGGUCUCUGUCCAAAGUUAACAAUGUCCUGUCUGGUCAUUUAUAUAAAAACAGAAGUGUAAAAACAUUUGGUGUUGGACUAUUUUGUGACUGGGAUCAGUUGCCAGGAAGGUAGCAGGAAGUUAAUGGUCCCAGUCGAGAAAUAGUCCGACACACAACCCUCCUUAAAACAAUGAAUUGUUGUUUUAUACUUUGGUUUUUGUACGUAUUGAACAAGAAUAUUAAACAACAACGAGAAUCCAAAUAUUGUCAUAGUGCUAUUGACUUUCAGCUGCUCAUAUUUACUGUACAUGUAUGAAAGUUGUCUCAUUAGUUGAUCAAUCUCAUCCGCAAAACUCUCUGUAAGAAAGCAAAUAAGCAUAUUUCCCAAAAUGUGAAACUCUUCCUUAAGUUUGGCCAAACUACAGUGUUUCAAUUUGCAAAGGUGGGAUGCUUUUUCAGUUGAAGCCCUACUUUGUCAUUUUCAAUUCUGCUCUUAUGAUGCGACCAAACAGGACACGUAUAAGACCUUUGACCAAACAACCCACACAACUGAACCACACAACACACUUUACUCUGGUUUUGGUGCAAAAAGUAUAGCAGUUGUCCUGAAAAAUUAAAAAUGUAACGUAAAAUGUCCGAACUGAUAUUGUAAUAACAUUUUUACUUAUGAUUUAACACCUUUUUAUAUUAUUGGGAAGAUUUUAGUUUAAUGCAUCUUUGCCUGAGAACAACAUAAAACGUGCCAUCAUGAAAUCAGUAAUGUGUUCAGCAGGCUAACAUGACAAUAACAGUAUUAUACAUUUUGUAUACUUGCACAUUUUCUAUUACAUUAUCUGUUCAAAUUAUUACAUCCUCAGUUUUGGAGAAAAAAAAGGCCCAACUGUAAGAUUUUACAUUAUUGGUAUAAAUGUUACAAUAUCAGUCAGAACAUUUUAUUACAUUAUUGGGUUUUAUUACACUUCUGAUAAGAUUAAGUGCAAAUGAUUACAUUUUCAGGAAAUGAUUACAUUAUUGGGUGCUACACAGUCCAUCUAAACUGUAAUACGACUCAUAAACUUUCUAAAUUGUUUGUUACAUUUUUUAUCACAGUAGCCCCCCCCCCCCCCCCCACAUGAGUGUGUUAGUCACUGCCUGAAAAGUUUUUUUUUGCUUUUAAUAAGCCUUGUGUUACCCACCUUGUAUUUAUCAAUGCCACACAAAUAUUUAUUGUCAUUUAAAAAAAAAGAGUACAGACUA
This is a messenger RNA of Cottoperca gobio, 3868 nucleotides long. It is a transcript of the gene dalrd3, whose product is annotated as DALR anticodon binding domain containing 3. Gene Ontology annotation, biological process: tRNA C3-cytosine methylation; arginyl-tRNA aminoacylation. Lineage: Eukaryota; Metazoa; Chordata; Actinopteri; Perciformes; Bovichtidae. The record is from RefSeq and is a predicted model, not a curated record. The transcript is spliced from 13 exons. Gene Ontology annotation, molecular function: ATP binding; tRNA binding; arginine-tRNA ligase activity. The coding region runs from base 398 to 2179 and encodes 593 amino acids.